Nematocida parisii ERTm1 is the source of this 1279-nucleotide messenger RNA. RefSeq names its product AGC protein kinase. Gene Ontology annotation, biological process: protein phosphorylation. Gene Ontology annotation, molecular function: protein kinase activity; ATP binding. The transcript has a single exon. The coding region runs from base 1 to 1242 and encodes 413 amino acids. NCBI's taxonomy places the organism in Eukaryota, Fungi, Microsporidia. The record is from RefSeq and is a predicted model, not a curated record.
AUGAAGAUUCUCUCUUCUAUAGCCGAGUACUUCACACCCGCAGGAAAAGACCCGGUCACACUGGGUAUAAUCGAAGUGUCUUUAAAGCAUUUAAGAUAUAACAAGCCAGUCAGAAUAGAGUAUAAUACAAUAGAAGUCACCCUGUGCACAACCAACCUGUCCACAAAGUAUGACAUAUUCAAUAACAUCAAUGUAAUAUACAUAAACAGAAUGCCGUACAGUGUGAAGGAUAGGGUUAUAACAACCAAGAAUAUGGAAAUUCAGAUCAAAGUAACAAAAAACAAAAUAAAAAUCAAGGAAGAAGAUUUCACCCGUAUAAAGCUGCUGGGGCAGAGUACAUCCAAAGUGUACUUAGUGCGGUAUAACCAGUCAAACCGACUGUACGCGUGCAAAAUAAUUAAGAAAUCUAAAAAUAUGAAAAACAUAAUUAAUGAGAGGAACCUUCUUGUUAAGCUUAAGAAAUCCCCAUUUCUUAUUUCUCUUCUGCUAUCGUUUCAGUCACCAACAGAACUUUUCCUGAUUCUGCCGUAUUACAGGUUUGACCUAUUCACUAUUUUAAACAUACUGCCGGAGUACGCCAUAAAAAUAUACUUCUGCGAGCUAGUGAUAAUUCUUGACCAUAUGCACAGUAAGAAUAUUAUAUACAGGGACAUAAAACCAGAAAAUAUCCUAAUCGGACCAAAUAACCAUAUUCUACUGUGUGACCUGGAUAUAUCCGUAGAGUCAAAUACUAACCAGAAAUUCACACCAACUAAUAAUUCCGGCACUCUUGAGUACAUGCCACCAGAAGCCCUCGUACAAAAAAGACUCACUCCAAAGUACACCAGUAAGUAUGAUUACUAUACUCUAGGCAUACUCCUAUACGAAAUGGUUGUUGGGAACACACCCUACAGAAUAACAGCGAGUGAGGAUGAGGACGACCUUAAAAACAAAAUAUUAUACGAGGAGAUAGAGUACCCAGAAAUAAACCCGAAUAUAGCAGAUAUUAUUAAUAAACUAACAAAGAAGGAUCCAAAUAAAAGAAUCGGGUAUAAGGAAAUAUCCGUGCAUCCCUGGCUGUCCGGUGUAGACUGGAAUAAAAUUAGAAAUAAAGAGUAUGUCAUACAACUAGAUGUAGAAGAAAAAAAAAGACAAAAUUGCACAGACGCUGAAAUAGAGGAUACAACCAGCGUAGAUGAUGAAAGUUGCAGAGAAACAGUCCCAGGGUUUACGUGGAUAGGAGAGGACUGGGAUGAAGAGUAAAUAUAAUAGUAACUAGUAAAUAAAUAUAACAGUACCA